Molecule: messenger RNA, 468 nt
Organism: Exophiala oligosperma
Lineage: Eukaryota; Fungi; Ascomycota; Eurotiomycetes; Chaetothyriales; Herpotrichiellaceae
Exons: 1
Coding region: 1-468 (155 amino acids)
Source: RefSeq, a predicted model, not a curated record
AUGAAAUCAACCACGCAAUCCUCCAGCUUCUUGGUCCUCCUCGUCUCCUUCAUAUCCCUGACCACCGCCCUCUCCUUGCCACUCCACCUGCUCGACGCCCGUCAGUCCUCCUCCCUUUCCUCUUCCCCGGACUGCGAAUCCUACAGCAGGAUAGCCAAUUUCUCGGUCGUCGGCACCAACGCCACCUACCGCGCCGCCUACCUCGCCGCGUCGCCUCAGGGCAGCGACCCGGCCCGGGCCCCCCUAGACCAAGCCAUGCUCAAACUCCCCGGCCUCCAAUUCAACGCCACCCUGAACAGGGAGUGCGGGAACCUCACCACGGUCGCGUUUGACGGGGCAGAGUCGAACUUCACGAGCGGGAUCGUGUUGCAGUUCAAGGUGAACGCGGCCGCGUCGGCCAAAGCGGGUGCCACGUGCGUGGCGGUCGUGGCGGCGAUGCUUGCCCUCAUAAUCGGUGGUCUACUGUGA